CUACACCUUGACUCGAAAUCAUCUGCUCCCAUUGAUGGAUCAAUUUUUGUUUUUGAGUGAGGACUAGUAGGUGGUGGGUUUGGGGGUGAAAGAGGAACAACGAAUGUAUGCAGCUCUAAUCACACCGUUGGUUGUAGUGGGCCGCUGCAAGAGGUGUGAUCUUGUUGUAGUCAAUGGUUGGGAGGUGACAAGAAAUAGGCUAAAGGGAGCGGAGUUUUGUUGUGAUGGAGCUCAAGUUACUAGAUUGGAGGUAGGUUUAUCGCGGUGGUCUUGGUUUCUCUCGGGUGUCGAUGCCAUGGUAUGGGAGGCGAAAAUGGUGAUUGCUAGAUUUUCGGCAAAGGAGUUGGGUCCAAUUGAAUUUUUAGGAAAAGAUUAUCAAAACAAUGGGAAGAUAAUUUGAUCAAAGAGAGAUUUGUUUUCUUGUGAAAACAAAUCUUUUUUUUUUUUUUUUAGAUGUUGGUUGUAUAACAGGAGACAACCUUCUCUUAUCUCUUAUCUCUUAUCUCAUCCCACUUACAUGCCAUGAGACUUGAACUCAGGAUCUCUUAUUUCCAACGAAAAGAGAUUACUUCUAAGUUACUUAAAUCGUUGGCAGAACAUAUCUUUUAAUAUAACUUGAUUUUAAGU
Rubroshorea leprosula is the source of this 627-nucleotide messenger RNA. NCBI's taxonomy places the organism in Eukaryota, Viridiplantae, Streptophyta, Magnoliopsida, Malvales, Dipterocarpaceae. The record is from the annotation of a GenBank genome assembly.